AUGGCCCCCGUCAACGCCGUACACACACGGUCGCACAGCUUGCUGCUGCUGCAGAAGCUGCUCAAUCUGAGGGACGGCGCCAGUCCUCUCACGCUGUUGCUCGACAACCUCGAGCAGCCCGCCACACCAGUCGUCUCAGAAUUCAUCACAAGAGCAAAGUUGUCAAGGACCAAGGUCAUCUUGCUCUCAUUCGCCACCAUCAAGAAGCCGCGCGACGUAGACGUCGUGAUCAAGGCCACGGGCAAAGACUUCCAAGCCAUCAGAAAAGAGCUGCUUUCUCACUAUCCGAACAUAGAUCCAGCUGCCGCCGCCGCACGCGAUCGCAGCAGUCCACGCGCCGUCGUAAUUAUAGACUCACUAAACACACUAUCCUCCGCCAUCCCCCAGGCCCUCGCCAGCUUCCUCUCCGGCAUCAUCACGCCAGCCGUGUCCAUCGUCGCCGUCUACCACACCGACGUGCCCGUGCUCCUGCCCGCCGCCACCUUUAGCGAGUACGAGCCCGCGCCCUUGACCGUCCUCUGCCACCUCGCCACCGCCAUUCUGCGGCUCGCCAGCCUGCCGCAGGAAAUCGCCCGCCAGCGCGCGCGCGACAAGGCCCUCGUCGAGCCGGAAUGGGGCCUCCGCGAGGGCCGCGAGGGCGUCCUUAUCGGCCUGCAGCGCAAGGCCGCCACGGCCGCCGAGGCUGAGGAGAGAAAUGGCGUUGUGCUGACCAUGGAGCUGCGGAGGCGGAGCGGGCGUACAGUGACGGAGACGUUUGUGCUGGCGCGGCCGGAUGGCGGCAAGGGCACGGGGAAGUUGCUCCUGCGGAGCGACCACCCGGUCUUUGCGACGCCGGGUGCGGCUGGAGAGGAGGAGGAGGAGGGGCCGGAGAGUACGUUUAAUCUGGGCUUGACGGAGAAGCAGAGAAAGGACAGGGAGGGCAUCGUGCUGCCGUACUUUGAUGCGCAGACGGAGGUGGGUGGUGGUGAUGGUGGUAGAAUCUUGUAUGACAUGGGUAGAGAGGAUGAUUUCGACGAAGAAGAGGAUGAGAUUUAG
Akanthomyces muscarius is the source of this 1035-nucleotide messenger RNA. RefSeq lists its product as uncharacterized. Gene Ontology annotation, cellular component: nucleus; cytosol; elongator holoenzyme complex. Gene Ontology annotation, molecular function: tRNA binding. The record is from RefSeq and is a predicted model, not a curated record. Gene Ontology annotation, biological process: tRNA wobble uridine modification. Bases 1 to 1035 code for a protein of 344 amino acids. The transcript has 3 exons. Lineage: Eukaryota; Fungi; Ascomycota; Sordariomycetes; Hypocreales; Cordycipitaceae.